Messenger RNA from Botrytis porri, 2142 nucleotides. RefSeq lists its product as uncharacterized. The transcript is spliced from 3 exons. The record is from RefSeq and is a predicted model, not a curated record. Lineage: Eukaryota; Fungi; Ascomycota; Leotiomycetes; Helotiales; Sclerotiniaceae. Bases 1 to 2142 code for a protein of 713 amino acids.
AUGGCUUUCUCAAAAGAUGUCAUUGACAGAUUUCUGGGUGGGGAUUUUGGAGCUCUCGGGCUCUCAGAACCUUCAGAAUCACUUCCGCCCCUUGACUAUGAACAAAUGAAGCAAUUCACAUCCGGAGGCUAUGGAGCUUUGGGUCUACCUGCACCGUCAUCUCUGCCUACUCCGGAAAAGGUUCGACAAGAAGCCAAGGAACGAUCUACAGAAGUAGGUCGACAUCCACCCCAUGUCUUCGCACACACGGAUUUUCAAGCCACGCAGCUUGGCCGUGUUAGUGCUGCUACUAUGCCUGCUUUUCUUAAUGUUCAUACUAUGUUGCUUGAGGGAGAAACAGUCAAAACUUACGGCCGUCUUGUUUCUUGGGAUGAAGAUGAAGAUGCUAUGAUGGACACAUUCGCUGGUCUUGCACACCUACCGGGAUCGGGACUUAUGAUCUUGGGAAUACAACAAAGACUACUGCAUCUGCUGGUAAAGUGCUGUGAGGCACUGCUACAUGAUAUUGAUGCUGAUUCCUUGAUCAGCGAGGCAUCGAUCAAGCCAGAGCCGCCUCUCCUCACAGAUGUUUCGGACUGGUCGACCAUUGCAGCUGUAGCUGCCGAAGCACCUUAUCGCCUACCUUCGAAACUCGAUUUUCAUCGUCUCCAGGUUAUCGUUGAGGCUAGACGAAUGGGUGUUGAGGAUUAUAUUCGAGACUUGAGAGAAGAUCCUGGCUAUUUUGCCGAAGUUUUGGGAGAUUGGAGCGAACAUAGACAGGAAAAAUUGCUCGACACCUUUGGAAAUCGACAUCCUACGCUUGAUAGACCAUUUUUCUGGGAAUAUGUUAUUGGGAACGCCGUCUCCGAUGCGUACGGUGCUUUAAUCGUAUGGGAGAACGUCGCUCGACAACUUAAGCACCUAGCCUUCCUGCAGAAGAAGUAUGCUUCUAAAAUUACACCGAAAAGGCAAUUACCUUCAGAAUACAUGAAGGCAUUGCUGACGUUGAGAUAUACGCUAAGCCAGAUGGUGAAAGGUCCAAUCAGAAAUUUGAAGAUGGCAGUCCCAGCAUCGCCACCAUAUCGUUCAAAAUUUGUUCGCGACCCACAAGUACCAGGUUCUACAAUGAUCCAAGUUCGGAUAGAUGAAAUUAAAAGUAGGAUUGAACGGGAUCCAAAUGAAAAAUCAAAAUUUUCGGCUUUGGUUACACGUAUCUUUUCUGAUCUUAGUCUCAUCUCGCGGAUCUAUCAUGAACUGGACAUAUAUCUGCCAUGGGCUGCUGAUUACGAUAAUGCGCUAGUAGAGCAUAAAGAGCAGAUUGAGAAGGAGUUUCCUAAGCAGCUCAGUUUACUUGCCAGCGUGGAUCGCCAUCUCAAAGCUACCGGCUUGGCUAAAUUCGGAUCUCCAGCUGAGGGACGCUUCCAUUACCCAUCGGAUAAACGAAGGAACAAACAGAAUACGGAGAGUAUGAGGAAAGCUGAGCAUAACUUGGACGAGUUUUGGCAGAAAAUGGACGAGGUCUACCAAAGAAAUACUGGGCAAACAUUGACUCAGGCUGUCAAGCAUAUCUGUACCGCCGUGCGUCCGCUCGAGCGAACACCCGAAUGGGUCGAGCCAAUAAAGGUACCAAAGACUAAACCUCAGGAUAGAACUGAUCGCGAUGAAGCUUCUCCAAUACCACAAUUUGGCUCCAACGAUACUACCAAAUUCAUUGCCCCACGACCAAAGUCCAAGCCCAAGACUCGCGGUGCAGAAAUUACCACCGAGUCUGCAACUACAUUAGCAGCAGAAGCGGCUCCAGCAGCAACUUCAACUCUAACUCCAACUCUAACUCCAACUUCGGGCUCUCAACCAACAUUCAAACUCAAAGCCCGCGCAAUCAAAGUCUUCAAAGCUCUCUUCUGGCAACCCUCUCUCAACGAUCUCCCAGGCGAAAUUCCCUGGGCGGACUUCCUCUACGCAAUGAUGUCUGCGGGUUUCGCGGCCGAAAAACAAUACGGUUCGGUGUGGCAGUUUACGCCGACGAAAUUGGAGGUUGAGCGCAGUAUCCAGUUUCAUGAACCGCAUCCUUCGGGGAAAAUUGCGUUUCGCACGGCGAGGAGGAUGGGGAGACGUUUGGGGAGGUCGUAUGGGUGGGAGAGGGGGAUGUUUGGUCUUGAGUAG